AUGGAACAUGGUCGCGACACUGCGGAUUGGUAUACCACCAUUUGUUUGCCAACAGUCAACACCGAGCUUCGAAAAAUCAAUCCCGAAAGAAGAAUCAUCCUCCACCAAGACAAUGUAGGCUCGCACACAGCCCAAAAAACAAGGCAGUAUUUAACGGAAGAAAACGUGGAAUUGUUAGAUCAUCCUCCUUAUAGUCCCGAUCUAAGUCCUAUCGAUUUCUUUACUUCCCCGAAAAUUCAAAACAGACUGCGUGGUCAAAGGUUCCAGUCAUCAGAAGAAGCAGUUGACGCAUUCAUAAAUGCCGUUUUGGAUCUGCCAGCAAUCGAGUGGAAUAAGUGCUUCGAAAAUUGGUUCGAGCGCAGAUGUGUAUUAAUCUUCGUUUGGGAUGCUGCCGCCCCGACUACAUCAUCCAUGGGGGCUGUCCGACUGAUCGACGAUUCUACUAACCUUAGGCAGUUCAAAACUCGGAUUAGUGAAGUUUCUUUAAGCUCUUUAUAG
This is a messenger RNA of Acanthoscelides obtectus, 498 nucleotides long. The record is from the annotation of a GenBank genome assembly. NCBI's taxonomy places the organism in Eukaryota, Metazoa, Arthropoda, Insecta, Coleoptera, Chrysomelidae.